AUGAUGAACGGCAUUUCUUUUACAACAAGCUACAGACUGCAACAGCUAUCCGUCAGCAGUACAGCAACUCCACAUCAUGCGCCGGAUACGAUGAAAGCCCAUCAUUCACAUUGGCUACCUAGAACAAAGUACUCAAGAUGCAUGGAGAUCGCAUAUAAUGCCGCGCCCUCCCAUAGGCCGGCCAAGAUGCCCCAUACCAUAGGGGAAUCUUGCAGAACUUGUACCAGUAGUUUUGUAUAGCAAGAACCUUGAUGUUCAACAAGGUCCGGAAAAAUAAAC
Messenger RNA from Amoebophrya sp. A120, 279 nucleotides. The record is from the annotation of a GenBank genome assembly. NCBI's taxonomy places the organism in Eukaryota, Dinophyceae, Syndiniales, Amoebophryaceae.